This is a messenger RNA of Staurois parvus, 3259 nucleotides long. The record is from the annotation of a GenBank genome assembly. Lineage: Eukaryota; Metazoa; Chordata; Amphibia; Anura; Ranidae.
UCUUGCACAGGUCUCAAUCGGUGUCCCCUCCUCCGGUUUUGUCUCCGGUCUGCACCCCUUCAUAUCCGCUUAGUGACAGCGAGGAAUUCUUCCAGUCCAACCGGCUGCCCAGCAUCAGCACCAAGUUGAUCAUCAAAGACUGGACCUUGCGCGGUUCCAGCGUGCGUGACCAACGCCUGAGCUCCCCGGAGAACGACCCUUCCAACCACCUCCAGAAAUCGGUCAGCGUCGCCUGCCUGGACAAAAGACUUUCGGUGUUCAAGGGCCCCAAGCAGAAAGAUGAUGCCCAGGUGGGGAAGGACGGAGACGUGAUCGGAAACUGCCAGCUUAACCGCAGCACGCUCUCUCUGGGAUCCGCCGCCAAUCAGCGCAACCGGCCCCACAACCGCGUCACGGUGCACUCGCAGGUGCUGGACAUUCGGCGUAAGAUCUCAGAAUGGGAGUGCAGGAGGGACCCUUCCCCCAGGCUCAGCCUCUUUGUGGACAAAGGAGACCAGGGCGAGCGCUCUACCAGCGAAGGAUGUCCCAGCAUGUUGGCGUCGCCAUGCAGUGAAAAGACGUUCGAUUUCAAAGGAUAUCGGAGAAUGAGCAGAACAUUUUCUGACUGUUCUUACCCUGAAACGGAGGAGGAGACCUCAGAGCGUGACUCCCUUCACAGUUUCGAGAGGCGGUCAAGUCGAUCCGAACCUGCCAAUGCCUUUGUCCGGGGUCAUGCCAGGAAGGAGUCCUCGGCCGUCCUCAACCGGAUCCAAAAAAUCGAGCAGGCGCUGAAGGCCAACCCGGGCAUGGGACUUCCUCAGCUGCCCAGCAGUUGCUUCAGCGUUGACCUGGGCCGGAAACGGUCCAUCACCUCCGGUACCUUAGAGAGCCCGAGCGACAAACCUGAGAAUGUAAAUACUGUAAAUGAGCAGGAACACUUCAACGACAAAAACGCAAAAAAACAAGCCAGGAACGACUGCAAACUCGGGCGGCUCCCCCUCGGUUCCUGAGGGCCCCGCCAACGAUGUCAACCCGGUCCCUAAGCCGAGACGGACAUUUGAGUAUGAAGCAGACAAAAGCCAUCGGAACAACCCAAAUAAUGGUCUACCUCCUUCCUCGUCACCGGUCUCCCCACCCCCUCUCCCGUCUACACCGGCACCCCCAGUCACCAGGAGGCCGAAAAAGGAGCAUCGGAAACCCCAAAACCGAAAAUCUCUGGAGUUUGAAGAUGCGUCCAGCGUCCAGUCCUUGGGCUCCCCGUCUCCGGUACAGAACGGUACAGAGAAGCAGCACCGAUCCGGUUCCAAAAGCACUUUAGAAGAAAACGCCUAUGAAGACAUCGUGGGCGAGUCCCCCAAGGAGAACCCCUACGAGGAUGUGGACCUGAAAGGGCGACACCGCAAGUCCCAGCUGUCCCCCGACGGCCCCGCAGACCCGGCAAACAGGAUGUGGAGGACACCAGACAGGAAGUACACCACUCCAACCCAGAUCACAUCGAAGUCAGGCGGUCAUUCGUUGCGUGUCGGGACCUCCUCUGAGAGGAAGGGGCACCGCGUCACCCGCCUGCCGAAAAGGCACAGCCACGACGACAUGUUGCUGCUGGCCCAGCUCACAAUCCCCCCCUCCCCCUCCAGCCUGAACGAGGACAGCCUGAGCACCGCCAGCGGGCUCCUGAACUCUCGCCGGGCCCGCAGGAUCCCGAAGCUCGUCCAGAGGAUAAACUCCAUCUACAGCGCCAAGAGAGGGAAGAAACGACUGAAGAAGCUUUCCAUGUCCAACAUUGAGACGGCCUCCCUGCGAGAUGACAACAGCGAGAGCGAGAGCGACUCCGACGAUCGGUUCAAAGCUCACACGCAGCGCCUGGUCCACAUCCAGUCCAUGCUGAACCGGGCCCCCAGCUAUCGCACGCUGGAGCUGGAGCUGAUCGAGUGGCAGGAGCGCGAACUCUUCGAGUAUUUCGUAGUCGUCUCCAUGAAGAAGAAACCUUCCAAAAACAACUACAUCCCAGAAGUCUCCUAUCAGUUCCCCAAGCUAGAGAGGCCCACCAAGCAGGUGCGGGAGGCGGAGGAACGUCUGAAGGCCAUCCCCCAAUUCUGCUUCCCAGACGCCCGCGAUUGGACGCCGGUAUCGGAAUAUAACAGUGAGACUUUCUCCUUCAUGCUGACGGGUGAAGAUGGCAGCCGGAGGUUCGGGUAUUGUCGCCGCCUACUGCCCAGUGGGAAGGGUCCGCGGCUCCCCGAGGUGUACUGUGUCAUAAGCCGGCUGGGAUGCUUCGAUCUCUUCUCCAAGAUCCUGGACGAGGUGGAGAGGCGGAGGGGGAUCUCGGCGGCUCUGGUCUAUCCCUUCAUGAGAAGUCUGAUGGAGUCUCCAUUUCCGGCUCCCGGGAAAACCAUCCGAGUGAAGACGUUUCUGCCGGGGUCACGGCAAUGAGGUCAUUGAGCUGCGUCGGCCCAUGGACUCCCGCCUGGAGCACGUCGACUUUGAAUGCCUCUUUACAUGUCUCAGCGUCCGACAAAUCAUCCGGAUAUUCGCCUCGCUGCUCCUGGAGAGACGAGUCAUCUUUGUGGCGGACAAGCUGAGCACCCUGUCCAGCUGCUCUCAUGCCGUGGUGGCCCUCCUGUACCCAUUCUCAUGGCAACACACCUUCAUCCCUGUCCUGCCCUCCUCCAUGAUUGACAUCGUCUGCUGCCCAACACCCUUCUUGGUUGGUCUUUUGUCCAGUUCGCUGCCCAAGCUAAAGGAGCUGCCUGUGGAAGAGGCGCUGAUGUGAAUCUUGGCUCCGAUCGGUUUAUUAGACAGAUGGAUGACGAGGACGCUCUGUUACCCCCCCGGAAGCUGCAGGCGGCUCUGGAACAGGCGCUGGAGAGGAAGAGCGAGCUGAUUGGUCAGGACUCAGACAGCGAUACCGAUGAAGAGUGUAACACACUGAACGGUCUGGUCUCCGAGGUCUUCAUCCGAUUCUUCGUGGAAACGAUCGGCCAUUACUCCCUGUUCCUGGCACAGAACGAGCGAGCGGGGGGAGCGAGUCUUCCAGAGGGAGGCUUUCCGCAAGUCCGUCGCCUCCAAAAGUAUCCGCCGCUUCCUGGAGGUGUUCAUGGAAUCUCAGAUGUUCGCCGGCUUCAUCCAGGACCGCGAGCUGCGGAAAUGCCGGGCAAAAGGACUGUUCGAGCAGAGGGUGGAGCAAUAUCUGGAGGAGCUUCCGGAACACGAGCAGAGCGGAGUGAACAAGUUCUGGAGAGGUCUGGGGAACAAGAUGAAAUUCCUCCACAAGAAGAACUGA